UGGAGCCUCGCUGUCGCUAGCGACGCCGCCCACCUUGUCCUGCCUCCUGCCUGCCACUGCAAGUCUUCGCUUGCUUUUUGAUACACGAUGCAUGUAAGCAUGUUCCAUCUGCAAAUGCUGCAUUCGCUGCCUUAUCUCGACCUCAGCUGCUGAUUCGUCCCGUGGUGUGAGCUCGGGGUGGGGGGGGGGGGGGAUUGGUUCUGAUUCCCUCUGGACGCGGCGGCAGCCAUGGGGCGGAGUGGAGACGGCGUCCCGAGGGGGUGGUCUGGGAGAUCCACGAGUUGCUCGCGCAAAAUUGAUUGGAUUGCAGAAGAGCAUGAUGAACUCCAAAGAGCUUAUAAACAUUUCAAGGCUGAAGAACAAAAAAGGACAGCUGAGCGCCUGCCCCACAAGACAGGUAACUCAUUCAAAAGGAGACACACAUGGUCGCAAGAGGAAAAUGAUAUUCUGAUUCAAAUGGUAAACCUAUAUUGCCCAAAAAACUGGUCAACUGUUGCACGUGCUGUGCCUGGUCGUAGUCGAUACCAGUGCCGAGACAGAUGGACAUUUUAUCUUAACCCUGCUGUGAACAACCAGGCAUGGUCGGAACAAGAGGAGAUAAAAUUGAUCCAUGCCCAUCAAAUUCAUGGAAACAAAUGGUCUGAAAUGGCUAAACUUUUCCCUGGGAGGACAGGGAAAGCAAUUAAGAAUUACUGGGUUGGUCCUAUGAAGAAAAAGUUGAAGUCAUAUUUAACUAGAGGAUUGCUGGAGCAAUUUCCAUAUAUGCCCAAUGAUCCAUUGAUUGGAAAGAAUAGGGGCUCCAGUACCGGUAAUAUGCAAGUUUCACCAGAUUUGCCGGUAAUACCCAAAUUGGAACAAGAACUGACAGAAGCUUGUAGAAAUGCAAGUACACUGAAAGAAAAAGGUUCUGUCAAUGGCUCUCAAAAGGUGGAUGGGCAAAUAGCUAAAUCUAAUUUUCCUGUAGUAACCAGGGAAAAUUUGGUUUUAUCGCCAAGUUCAGUGGAUCAGAAGGUCUCUUUUUCUGCAGCAAAUUUUCCAAGAUCCUUGCAAAAAGAGGAAUCAACGAAUUUUCUGGAAGUUUCACUGAAGAGUGUAAACACAGGCUUCUUCCCAGCUGGUAAUCUCCCAUCUAGCAACGACCAUUCUGAUGAGAUUUGUACUAGUGCUGAUCGAGAGUCACAGGAGCUACAUCUGGGAAAUAUAGCAGAUCUUCUGGACAUGUCAUAUUGCGAAAGCUUGAUGAUCAUUCCACCUGAUUCUCCAAAUGAUGGAAAUUCCAUGCAUGGAAUGUGAUAUUAGUUCAAAUAAAUAGUCCAGGGACUGCACCGGCAUUAGUUGGAGAGAAACCAAGAAUUAUGCUCCUUGGUCUUCAAAUUCAAGUAAUUUUUCUUCAACUAAAAUGAACUUAUUGAUUCUUCUACCUGUAAAUCCUUUUUUUUUUCAUUGCAGAAUUUCACUGUCGUAGAAUAAUGAAUACACAUGCAUACGUCCUGUGUUAUCAGGCCAUGAAUUAGAGCAAUGAUGUCCAGAAGGUUUGGCAUUUCAUUCAACCAACAUGCUUGACCAUAUCAUCUUCAGCAGAAAUUCGAAGUCUGCAGUGGAGUGUUUCAUGGAUUUCUGAGGUUUGUCUGUGCGUUCAGAUUGAUGAUAAUUCUUCGGAUUGAGGACUUAUGAUCAUUUUACCAAAGACAUUGGAACCUUGUUGGCGAAAUGUACUUCGUUAGUGUCAAAUGCAUUCAGUUGCUAGCAAGAAGGGUUUAAAUUU
Phragmites australis (common reed) is the source of this 1765-nucleotide messenger RNA. RefSeq names its product transcription factor MYB3R-4-like. Bases 229 to 1293 code for a protein of 354 amino acids. The transcript is spliced from 7 exons. The record is from RefSeq and is a predicted model, not a curated record. Gene Ontology annotation, biological process: regulation of DNA-templated transcription. Gene Ontology annotation, cellular component: nucleus. NCBI's taxonomy places the organism in Eukaryota, Viridiplantae, Streptophyta, Magnoliopsida, Poales, Poaceae. Gene Ontology annotation, molecular function: RNA polymerase II cis-regulatory region sequence-specific DNA binding; DNA-binding transcription factor activity, RNA polymerase II-specific.